Molecule: messenger RNA, 189 nt
Organism: Rotaria sp. Silwood1
Lineage: Eukaryota; Metazoa; Rotifera; Eurotatoria; Philodinida; Philodinidae
Source: the annotation of a GenBank genome assembly
UGGUCAUCAAAAUAUUCUUUUGUAAGUAAUGUUUCAUGUCGCAGUUCAUCAGAACCAACAGCACUUAGUGUUAUUUAUUCUUGUCGACGUCGAAGUUGUACAAUGAUUGUUGCUGCGAAUUCACCUCGACAGUCUACAAUAACCAAUGAACUACCUAUUAAUCUUAAUCUACAACCGCGGCAAAAUUAA